AUGGAUUCUCGCUUGUCGUCCGUCGUCGCCGAGUCUCCGGACGACGAUUCCGCCUCGCCAAUCCAUUCCCUCUCCGACGAUCUUCUCACCUCCAUCCUCCGCCUAGUCCUCUCCGCCAAUCCCACCGCAUCCGAUACAAGCACAUCCGAUAUAAACACCAGCGAUUGUCGCACACCGUACCAAGCGGCUCUGGUCUGCAAGCGCUGGUCCCGCGUCGCGCCUCUCGCGCUCACCUCCCUCACAGUCCUCUCCGCGUCUUCCGCCGCCUCCUUUUCCCCUAAACGCGAGCUGCUCUGCCGUCGCCUCGAACUAGCGCUGCGCAAGUUUCCGAACCUAACUCGCUUGCACCUCGACAGCCACACGAUAGACUUCAUCGACGAUCGCUUCCUACGCGCCCUAGCCUCGGCAUGCCCGAACCUGACGUACCUCUUCCUCGGCAAGGUUCGGUUGCCGGUUCGGCCGCCGCUCGUCGACGCGGUGAGCGAGGCGGGCCUCGCGAGCGUGUUUCGCGGAUGCAGGCGGCUCGAGCACGUGAGCGUGCACUGCGCGCCCAACAUCAAAUUGCUCCCCGCGUCGCUCCUUGAUCUUUCCGCGCUGCGCCGGCUGCAGCUCGAAGCGCCGAGUUUAAAGCUCUUCCCGGAAGUCUCCCGGGGGAGAUUAAGUUCGCUCCGCGAUUUGCGGCUGCUGUCGUGCAACGCGCUUCCGUGCCUGCCGGACUCUCUGGGCGACCUCGCUGGUCUCACUCAUUUGCGCAUCGAGAAAUCCGACAAUCUCGAGCAGCUUCCCGAUUCGUUAUGCGACCUGCAGCUGCUCGACGUCCUCGUUAUAAGCUCCUGCUACUGGCUCACGUCGCUGCCUGACGAUCUCGGGCAGCUGCCGUGCCUGCGCGUAUUGGAGCUCGACGGAUGCGGAGGUUUGCUCGAACUGCCCGGUUCGCUGCCGCAGCUACACUCCCUCGAACGACUCGUUAUAAGCCGAUGCGGUAACCUUACGCUGCUGCCCGAAGACAUCGGACAAUUACCACUUUUGCGCGAAUUAGAGAUCAGCAAGUGCCAUCGCCUCGUCGGCCUCCCUCCCUCCCUGCCCGACCUGGCCGAGCUCGAGUUCCUGGAAGUUUCCGACUGCACGCGUCUAGAGUCCCUACCCGACGACCUAGGCCGUCUAUCCGUUCUUAAAACCCUGCGCCUCGCCUCGCUCCCUAAUUUGUCCUCUCUUCCCGAAACCCUAGACCAGCUCACUUGUCUCCGUGAGCUCCAAUUAGAAGACAUCGACAGUCUUUUAGGCCUGCCCGACCCAGUAACGAGCCUCGGGCAGCUGGAAAAACUCGUUUUGGGGCUGUCCUGCUCGCCAAGCCUGCCCGAAUCUGUAGGCGCGCUGACGCGUUUGAAAGAGCUGCAGCUGCGGCACUGUAAGGGGUUAACGGGUCUGCCUGUAGCGAUGCGCGCGAUGACGCGGCUGGAGCGGCUGGUGGUGGAGGAGUGCUGCGAGCUGGUGGCUCUGCGCCUGCCAGAGGGAGAGGGCGUAGCGGCUGGUGGUAACCAGGUGCACCGCGUUACAGUGGGCGCCGGGGAACCUGGCGCGGAUGCAGGGGCUGCGGGAGCUGAGGCUGGAUGGGUGCAGAACGGUGCUGCUGCCGCCGUCUCUGGCGUGCUUGGGGCGGCUGGAGAAGCUGAUUGUAGUGAGUAA
Closterium sp. Yama58-4 is the source of this 1686-nucleotide messenger RNA. Lineage: Eukaryota; Viridiplantae; Streptophyta; Zygnematophyceae; Desmidiales; Closteriaceae. The record is from the annotation of a GenBank genome assembly.